Erythranthe guttata (spotted monkey flower) is the source of this 763-nucleotide messenger RNA. RefSeq names its product Plant invertase/pectin methylesterase inhibitor superfamily protein. Gene Ontology annotation, molecular function: enzyme inhibitor activity. Gene Ontology annotation, biological process: negative regulation of catalytic activity. NCBI's taxonomy places the organism in Eukaryota, Viridiplantae, Streptophyta, Magnoliopsida, Lamiales, Phrymaceae. The record is from RefSeq and is a predicted model, not a curated record.
CUAUUUUUUCUAUGCAUUUUUCUAUCAUCGAUGAUCACAAAUCAAGUUUCGUCUUCGGGUAUAGUUAGGCCUUCGACGAAAAAGUACCACGCAUCCGAGUAUAUCCAAAAAUCGUGCAAGAAAACCUUGUACCCGGACUUGUGCAAUAAAUCUCUUGCAAAAUAUUCAACCAAAAUUAAAACAAACCCCAAAACCCUAGCCACCGCUGCCCUACUAGUUGCCUUCAACACCACACAAUCGACGUACAAAAUACUGAGAAAUUUAUCGAGAAAUCGGGCCUUGAAUCCCGGCGAAAAGGAGGGCCUACUCGAGUGUGUGGAGGAGGUGAGUGACUCUGUGUACGAGCUUCAAAAGUCCUUUAAAGAGUUGUUUUUUUCUCGUAAGGGGCUGAAAUUUGAGCUUCAAAUGAACGAUAUUCAAACAUGGGUUAGUGCGGCUUUGACGGAUGAUGAUACUUGCAUGGAUGAUUUUAGGGCAAGUGGAAGAAUGAACAUCUUGGUACGAGGUUUAGUUCUGAGAAUCGCACGUUUGUCGAGUAUUGCUCUGUCCUUCAUCAACAUGUAUGGAGUCUAAAGUACAACAUACAAUUUCUGGACUAUUUAUUGUUAAUAAGGGGUGGACUGGCAGUUAGAGCAACAAAGUUUGUGUCACUUGACUCAAAUUUAAAUUUUAUUGCCAACGGUUUCUUCUAUGAGUUCAUCACACAUAGUUAGCCUAAUGAAUAUUUUACAUCUCUCGUGUGGUUUACGAGCUAUUGUACGAA